Onychomys torridus (southern grasshopper mouse) is the source of this 4074-nucleotide messenger RNA. It is a transcript of the gene Uba6, whose product is annotated as ubiquitin like modifier activating enzyme 6. Gene Ontology annotation, cellular component: SUMO activating enzyme complex; cytoplasm. Gene Ontology annotation, biological process: protein sumoylation. Bases 83 to 3244 code for a protein of 1053 amino acids. NCBI's taxonomy places the organism in Eukaryota, Metazoa, Chordata, Mammalia, Rodentia, Cricetidae. The record is from RefSeq and is a predicted model, not a curated record. The transcript has 33 exons. Gene Ontology annotation, molecular function: SUMO activating enzyme activity.
GGUGACGUACGCCCGCCCCUUGACCCUGGCGGCCCCGCCCCCUCCCCGUCCUCCCGGGUCUGCUGCAGAGUCUCGGAAGGCGAUGAAGAGGUCCGAGCCGUUGGCUGCUCUUCGCCGGGAAGAGGCGUCCUGCUCCUCCUGGGGAGCUUGCAGUGCAAGUAAAAAUUUUCCCACCAUGUCAACAGAAUCUGUGGAAAUCGAUGAUGGAUUAUACAGUCGACAGAGGUAUGUUCUUGGUGACACAGCAAUGCAGAAGAUGGCCAAGUCCCAUGUCUUCUUAAGUGGAAUGGGUGGUCUUGGAGUAGAAAUUGCAAAGAAUCUUGUUCUCGCAGGGAUUAAGGCACUGACAAUUCAUGAUAUGAAAAUAUGCCAAGCAUGGGAUCUAGGGACCAAUUUCUUUCUGUGUGAAGACGAUGUUGUUAAUGAGAGAAAUAGGGCUGAAGCUGUACUUCAUCGUAUUACAGAACUGAAUCCAUAUGUCCAUGUCUCAUCAUCCUCAGCCCCUCUUGAUGGAACCACAGAACUCUCCUUCUUAAAAAAAUACCAGUGCGUAGUAUUGACUGAAGUGAAACUGACCUUACAAAAGAAGAUCAAUGACUUCUGCCAUUCUCAAUGCCCUCCGAUUAAGUUUAUUAGUGCAGAUGUACAUGGAAUUUGGUCCAGGUUGUUUUGUGAUUUUGGUGAUGAAUUUGAAGUUUCAGAUACAACAGGAGAAGAACCAAAGGAAAUUUUCAUUUCAAAUAUAACACAAGCUAAUCCAGGCAUUGUUACAUGCCUUGAAAAUCAUCCUCACAAUCUUGAGACAGGACAAUUCCUAACAUUUCGAGAAAUUAAUGGAAUGACAGGUUUAAAUGGAUCUAUACAACAGAUAACUGUGGUGUCUCCAUUUUCCUUCAGCAUUGGUGACACUACAGAACUGGACCCGUAUUUACAUGGAGGCAUAGCUGUACAAGUUAAGACUCCUAAAACAUUUUGCUUUGAAACCCUGGAGAGGCAGAUAAAACAUCCAAAGUGCCUUAUUGCAGAUUUUAGCAAACCUGAGGCGUCUUUACAGAUUCAUGCAGCCAUGCUUGCCUUGGACCAUUUUCAGGAAAACUACAGUCGUAACCCAAAUAUCAGAUGCCAGCAAGAUUCAGAUGAACUGUUAAAGUUAACAGUAUGUAUAAGUGAAACCUUGGAAGAGAAGCCUGAAGUGAACCCUGACAUUGUGCGCUGGCUCUCGUGGACUGCUCAAGGCUGUUUACCCCCACUUGCUGCAGCAGUCGGGGGGGUUGCCAGCCAAGAAGUAUUAAAAGCUGUGACAGGGAAGUUUUCUCCUUUGUGCCAAUGGUUGUAUCUUGAAGCAGCAGAUACUGUUGAGUCCCUGGGCAGUCCUGGUCGUGAAGAGUUCCUCCCACGAGGAGAUAGAUAUGAUGCCUUACGAGCCUGCAUUGGAAAUACAUUGUGUCAGAAGCUACAUAAUCUGAAUGUCUUCCUAGUAGGAUGUGGCGCCAUAGGCUGUGAAAUGUUAAAGAACUUUGCAUUACUGGGUGUUGGUACAAGCAGAGAGAAGGGAAUGGUUACAGUUACAGAUCCUGACUUGAUAGAAAAAUCCAACCUAAACAGACAGUUCCUGUUUCGACCUCAUCACAUCCAGAAACCUAAAAGCUAUACUGCUGCUGAAGCAACUCUGAAAAUAAAUCCGCAGUUAAAAAUAGAUGCACAUCUGAACAAAGUUUGUCCAGCCACUGAGAGUAUAUACAGUGAUGAAUUUUAUACUAAGCAAGAUAUCAUUAUUACAGCACUAGAUAAUGUGGAAGCCAGGAGAUAUGUAGACAGCCGUUGUUUAGCAAAUCUCCGGCCUCUCCUAGAUUCUGGAACAAUGGGCACAAAGGGACACACUGAAAUUAUUGUACCUCAGUUGACUGAAUCGUAUAAUAGUCACCGGGACCCCCCAGAGGAGGAAAUACCAUUUUGUACUCUGAAGUCCUUUCCAGCUGCUAUCGAACACACUAUCCAGUGGGCAAGAGACAAGUUUGAAAGUUCCUUUUCCCACAAGCCUUCAUUGUUUAACAAAUUUUGGCAAGCCUAUCCUUCUGCAGAAGACGUCUUACAGAAGAUACAAAAUGGACAGAGUUUAGAAGGCUGUUUUCAAGUUAUUAAGCUACUUAGCAGAAGACCCAGAAAUUGGUCCCAGUGUGUAGAAUUAGCAAGACUAAAGUUUGAAAAGUAUUUUAACCAUAAGGCUCUACAACUUCUUCACUGUUUUCCUCUUGACACACGAUUAAAAGAUGGCAGUUUGUUUUGGCAGUCACCAAAAAGGCCGCCUUCUCCAAUAAAAUUUGAUUUAAAUGAAACUUUGCAUCUCAGUUUUCUUCAGAGUGCUGCAAAAUUAUAUGCUACAGUAUAUUGCAUUCCAUUUUCAGAAAAGGACUUAUCAGUGGAUACCCUCAUGGAUAUUGUUUCAGAAGUUAAAAUUCAGGAAUUCAAACCUUCCAACAAGGUUGUUCAAACAGAUGAGACUGCAAGGAAGCCAGACCCUGUCCCCGUCUCCAGCGAAGACGAGAGGAGUGCCGUUUUCCAGCUAGAAAAGGCAAUUUCAUCUAACAAAGCCACCAAAAGUGACCUUCAGAUGGCAGUCCUUUCAUUUGAAAAAGAUGAUGACAAUAAUGGACACAUUGAUUUCAUCACAGCUGCAUCCAACCUUCGAGCCAAAAUGUAUAGCAUUGAACCAGCUGACAGGUUUAAAACUAAGCGCAUAGCUGGUAAAAUUAUCCCUGCUAUAGCAACAUCUACUGCUGCAGUCUCUGGCUUGGUUGCCUUGGAGAUGAUCAAAGUAGCUGGUGGCUAUCCCUUUGAAGCUUACAAAAACUGUUUCCUUAAUUUAGCCAUUCCAAUAAUAGUGUUUACAGAGACAUCUGAAGUAAGAAGAACUGAAAUCAGAAAUGGAAUUUCAUUUACAAUUUGGGACAGAUGGGCUGUACAUGGAAAUGAAGAUUUCACACUCUCAGAUUUCAUGAAUGCUGUCAAAGAGAAGUACGGAAUUGAACCGACAAUGGUGGUGCAGGGAGUCAAAAUGCUCUAUGUUCCUGUAAUGCCGGGUCAUGCAAAAAGGUUAAAGUUAACAAUGCACAAACUUGUGAAACCUUCCACUGAGAAGAAAUAUGUGGAUCUUACUGUGUCAUUUGCCCCAGACACUGAUGGAGAUGAAGAUUUGCCAGGACCUCCAGUACGAUACUACUUCAGUCAAGACACUGAUGAAUAGUUGUCAUAGAGUUACUCCAGGACUACUUUAUUUUGGAAAGUGUACUUAAUUCAGAAGCUAAAAUUAAUCAGCUCAUAAUACUGUGGAUUUCUUUUUGCCUUAAUUGAAGGGAAACAUAAGUAGUAAACGACUACAUUGAACAAUUAGAAAACAUUUUGGAGCAUAGUACACAUCUGUUGCUUCAUACAUCUAUGAUCACAGCAACUUUGGACUGGAAUACCAUUUUCUAAUGCUUACAAGUUUGUAUAUUAAGCCCUGUGGAUGAAAAGAGGAACAAAGAAUUUAUUUAUGACCAGAAGAAAUAAAGAUGAAGAAAUAGAAAACAGUGAAUCCUGGCUAUUCAAAAAGCUAAAUCCUGUUUUAAGGUUUUCUUUUAUAUUUGGUAUUUGAGACCUGUAUUUCAGUAUAAAUAGUGUGAUACUGUACCUCUGACAUAAUUAAGCUUUGACAUUUUCAUAGCACUGAGAGACGGAAGGAUGGUAGUGGUAAAUGAAGAGCAGAGAUUUAAAAUUGGGUAGCUACAGUUAGUGUCCGUUAGCUCUGCUAACAGACUUGGUUACAAUACUUCCUCCCCUAAAUCAAGAGUUGUGCGAUAUGAUCAGUGUUGUAAACCAUGAGGUGAUGAUGACAUGUUAACUUGGACUAAAUGUUAACAGUAUUAUAUGCACUCUGACGACUCUCAGAAAAUCCAUGAAUGUGAGCAAGUAAAUGUGGCUAAUCAUUUGAUUGUUAAUAUGCCUUUAUUUUAUUUAUCUGGAACUCUAAACUAGUCAUAGUAUAUAAGACAGAAAUGUUUUAUAAAAGGAAUAUCCUUAGAAAUAGAUGAAAUU